This is a messenger RNA of Owenia fusiformis, 2115 nucleotides long. NCBI's taxonomy places the organism in Eukaryota, Metazoa, Annelida, Polychaeta, Sabellida, Oweniidae. The record is from the annotation of a GenBank genome assembly.
GAUAUUCCCCCAAUGUUACAAAUGAAUUAUUUUUAAGAAUGCUUUGUAAAUUAAGGUUAAGCAAAUAAAAAUUCAAAGGUAAAGAGGCUUUAACACGUAGUUCAGUGGGGGAGUUAGGACAAUUAGACACUGAAAAGCAGGCUAUUGAGAGGAGAUAAAGCCCAUUGUGCAGAACUAGGAUGCGAGACUGGUUGGGAAUUGUUGGCAGGCGAGUGUUUCCUGUUCAACAUGCGGAACAGGUUGCCAUGGGAUGAUGCCCGUGCAGAUUGCAAACAGAAGGGAGGGGAUCUUCUCAAAUACACAACGGAUGACACUCGACGUGCUAUUGAGGCACAUAUGGUACAGUUUCUUGGGGGAUUCAAGGUUUGGACAGGCCUGAACAAACCUGAUUACCCGACUGCAUCUUGCCUUCCAAUGUGGCGUUGGGGAGAUGGUGACUACACACAUCCAUCGCUGUCCAACAUCAACUGGGAUUCAGAACCUAACAAUGCCAAGGGAACAGAACACUGUGCUGACAUCUUAAAGGAUGGGAAAUACAACGAUCUCACUUGUGCUAGAUCUAGGGGAUACAUCUGUAAAUAUGACACUACAGGUGGGAUAUGCGCUGAUGAAUGGGAGUCCUAUGGUACUUCUUGCUAUUACUUCAGUACGAGGAGUGGUAGUACAAUGAAGAGCUGGGAUGAGGCUAAGACAGCAUGCAGGAACAUGCAAUCAACAUCUGACCUAGUAUGGAUCAACUCCCAAAGUGAGAUGUUAUGGUUCAAACAAAAGAUCAGUGACCUCUUCAGAAUACGUAAUGGCCCAUCGUGGUGGACUGGCCUCAACAAUUUACCAAAUGGCGAUAAGGUGAACUGGAAGUGGAACAGUGAUUCCAAUCUCGCAGACAUGUCUUUGAUUGAAUGGGACAAGGAACCUAAUAAUUACGGCGCCAGAGAGUACUGUGGUUUACUUUUGAAUGAUGGCACAUCAUUUAAAGACGUACAAUGCUCAUCAGAGAGAUCAUAUAUUUGCCAAGCUCCAGUAGGGAGUGGUUGCGUCGCAGGCUGGGAUGCUGGCGCUGGGAAAUGCUUCCAAUUAAAUACAGAAUUAAGACUUUCGUGGACUGAUGCAAGACAGGCGUGUAUGCAAUACCAAGGUGGGGAUCUUCUUGCACUAGACUCCCCACAAGACGCAGCAGUAAUAGCCACACUGGUGCAAAGGAAGGAUGAUCGUUUCUGGACAUCCCUCAAUGACCGCGAUCAAACCGAUAGAUGUCACCCCUGGGUUUGGGCAGAUGGAUCUAAAGCAGAUAAAAAGCUUAUUACUUGGGACGAGGAACCAAAUAAUUACAAUGGCCUGCAGAACUGUGGCCAGAUUUGGAAGAAUGGAGUUUUUGAUAAUUCGGGAUGUUCUAAUAUAAAACCAUAUGUAUGUGAAUACGAUGGUCAGCAAUCACCUUGUCAACAGGGUUGGUCAACAAGAAAGGGUCAUUGUUACAUGUUACAAGGAAUGGGGGACGCCACAAAGUACAAGAACUGGGUUGAUGCUAGAAUAAGCUGUGCAACAUCGAAUCCAAAUGCUGACUUGGUGGCUUUUGAUGACGAGGAUGAAAUGGAAUACGUGACUGAUUUGGUUGGCAUAAAACUCUUAGCUGACAAGACCAUAUCUGGAUUCUUUGUUGGUUUGAACCGAGAUGACACGAACUCACCCUGGAAGUGGAAUGACGAUGUUGUCAGAGCAGACAUGAGCCUAAUCCGUUGGGAUAAGGAGCCAAAUGACUUCAGAGGGGAGAAUGUUGCCGCUCUACAUGGCAUGGGAAGUAAUUUUGUGGAUUCUCUUAGAACAGCUAAAUACCGAUAUAUCUGCCAGAAGCCAACUACCAAAGUGAAUAGCGCCAUUACGUCAGCCACAAUAAAUUUGGCAGUUCUAACUUUUGGAGUUGUAACUGUGGUAUUCAUUUGAAGCAACAUCAACAGAUGUGACCAGGGGACUAAUCCGAAGUGACUUACAGUGUGGUCCAAAAAAGUGAACCCUUGCAACCGGCUAUAUUUCCAUUAUUACCUGCAGGAAUCCUUUCAUAGUUUCACAUAUUGUAGAAGAAUGUCUAAAAUUUUUGUUGGUACUAUACAUUUUUCU